This is a messenger RNA of Cercospora beticola, 2116 nucleotides long. RefSeq lists its product as uncharacterized. Lineage: Eukaryota; Fungi; Ascomycota; Dothideomycetes; Mycosphaerellales; Mycosphaerellaceae. The record is from RefSeq and is a predicted model, not a curated record.
CCGCAACAACACCCUCACCACUACUGCUGCACCGCUCUGCUCCGAAUCUUCGACAGUCGCUCUUUUAUUUUCAGUCUGAUUCCGUCAUCUUGAUUAUUGUUGGGACUGCAGCGCGAGAGAGCCCAAUCGAGAGGCUGAGACUGGACCAAGCAGGAGAUUAUCCGCAGCCGCAUUGACCCGCGCGGCGUAAGACGCCGUCUUUAGGCUGUGCGACGCGCAUUCAGGGACCGCAGGACGAGGGAUACCACGAGCGUCGAGGGAACCGACACUUUGAGGACACGAGGUCGAAAGUCGCGCUGGUUAUCGCGACGGUGGGAUUGCGACCAUGGCGCACGGAAGCGCUGCCAAUGAGGUCGAAAGGACGAUGCGCAACAUCUUCAAGCGAUGCGUAGAAUGCGAGCCGCAGACACCAACAUGCCCAGCAUGUCCAGAGGGAGACAUCUGCUCUCUGGUACCGCAGAGCUGUGACAGCUGCGCCCACAUGGUGUGCAUUGCCAAUCCCAAUCCUACGCCCAAAGCCGAGAAACCGAACGUCGGGGCGAUUGCUGGUGGUGUUAUCGGAGGCGUGGUGUUCAUCUCCCUCAUCGUCUUCCUGUUCUGGCGAUACUGGAUUAAGAAGCGACGGCAAGAACAAGAGGAAUGGGACGAGGACGACGAGAUCGCGUCGCAAAAGGGCGUGUCGCAGUUCAAUGCCAUGAAGUCAGACAAUGCAUCCACAAGGACAAGAGGUUCAGUGGCGGCCAGCUUCCUCAGUCGGGCCAGCAACAUCAUCCACAUUGCAUAUAUUCCUGGUGUCACAAACCGAAACGGAUCAGGCCACAACAGUCUGCUGAAUGCUGCUCCUGUGCCUCCGAUUCCAGCUGCGUAUGCCAAUCAAACAUCCCGGACCACGACACCGAAGAGCCCCCUUAGCAAUGAAGGCGACGCUCUCUUCUUCCGACCCUCAGACCUACGGGACACCAUGUACUCGGACAGCUCAUCCUUGCGGUCAGGGAAGAGGGACACUCAAUACACAACGCACUCUAUCACUCCCUCCUUGGCUCGGUCUUCCAUGAUGUCCGACGUCUACCGUGACGAUGCCACCACAGAGCCCAUGCCAGCAACACAAGUCAUCCGAGCCCUGCCGAGAAUGGUGUCUGUUAAGUCAGGCACAUCUGCCACAUCUACACCAUCUAUGGAAAGUGCGCCAACACUGGCGCCUCCAAGCUCGUCAGGGAGCGGGGUCAAGACUGUCAUGCUUGGGGAGAAGUCAUCGAAUGGAAGUCCGAGCUCCUCGCAUCACACUGGCGGCACGUUUAUCAAGGCUACACCGGUGACCAUAGGUGGUAAAGGAAAGGUUCGAACACCUGGUGUGUCGCGGCAGGCCAGCGACGCAUCAUCCUCCACGGGAAGUUCAAACACGAAGCCACUGAAACCUUCUCCUCUAGUUGAGACUGCAAAUGAGUCCGAUGAGGAGGACGAGCAUGCACGAGCGCGAAAGAGCCUCAUUAGAGAGACGACUGCAGCGGCUGCCAGCCCUGCGCCGCUCAUACAGCCACUCGAGAGCCCAUUCUUUGACGCUACCGAGCUGCAAACAUCGGCGUCUUCAUCAUCGCAAGGCUCGCGGCCCAACCCAUACGCGGCUAUGUCAGCAUCUGUCGGUUCCGGCCCGCGACCCAAGCGCAACGACAACAGAACGCCGGGUGGUCUGAGUGCCGUGAUUGAAGAAGCCGCAAAACGAGCUUCACAAGAACCUGAACACGAUGGUAUCGGCGGGAAACGAGACCAGAGCCCCUUUAGCGAUGUGCAUGCAACAAAGUAGGUUGCUUGAGCAUAUUGGACAGCAGAGAUGAGGAUGAAGUUUUUGGAAAAAGGAGCGCAAUACCCCAUUACAGAAGAUUGGUACGAGCUGGCUCGGAAAGCGGUUACGAGCUAUGAACUACUGCAUUUCUUUUUUCCUCGCUCUGGUAUGUGUAGAAGGAAGGAUACUCGGUUUUUUUAUGUUUCUCUCAGAGACCCGCGCAUCAAAAUGCUGUGAGGUAUUGAAUGGAUGGUUCUUGGAUGGAGUUUAGGGAUAUAGUCAGAGCCAAGACUGAAUGAUACCACCCAUGUGAGGUUCGAUUUGCCUCUUCUUUGU